Alosa alosa (allis shad) is the source of this 1389-nucleotide messenger RNA. Its product is annotated as zinc finger BED domain-containing protein 4-like. The record is from RefSeq and is a predicted model, not a curated record. Lineage: Eukaryota; Metazoa; Chordata; Actinopteri; Clupeiformes; Clupeidae.
AUGCCAGUCCAACAUUCCAAGGCACCAGAAUGGAGUCCCACAACCCUGCUCCAUACGACCAUCAGGGUGAUCUGUGAGCUCUGUAAGGUACAUGUGAGCUUGGGAUCUGCAAGGGCAAACACCACAAACCUCUGGAAUCACCUGAGAGUACAUCAUCUUCAGGCUUACAAUGAUGCUCAGCAACAAAAAGCUCCAGCAGCUGCAGUGUCUACAUCCACUUCCCAACCUCAUCAGCCAACCGUAACAGAUAUGUUUGAUGCCCAUCGGAAAUGGCAAAAUUCAGACACCAGAUCAAAAAAAAUAGAGACAUUAAUAACAGAAAUGAUUGCCACAGACAAUCUGCCAUUCGCUUUUGUCUCAGGUGUUGGAUUCCAGAGGCUGGUGGCUGCACUGGAGCCCAGGUACAAAUUAAAAUCAGAGAAGCACUACUGCACCAAAAUGCUUGAGGGCAUAGUUGAAAAAGUGGAGAAAAAAAUCAAAGCAGUAAUUUCAGAGGAGGCUGGCCCUUUUUUGUCCUUCACUACAGACUGUUGGUCUGGGGACACUGAGGCACUCAUGAGUCUCACAUGCCAUUUCAUUGACCCCAACUGGGACAUGAAGCAAGUCCUCCUAAAUGCGAAAACAAUGUCAGGCUCCCACACAGGGGAGUAUAUUGGUGACAUGUUCAUCAGUCUGCUGGAGUACUGGGACAUCAGCCAUGACAGGGUUGUACUUGUUCUCCAUGACAGUGGGGCAAACAUGGUAAAAGGUCUCAGACUGGGGGAAAUACCUGAUCUCAGCUGCAGCGCACACACCCUACAGCUUGUGGUGAAUGAUGGCAUCAACAGUCAGCGAGUAGUGCUGGACAUUAAUGCCAAAUUAAAGAACAUCGCCAAACAUUUCAACCACUCUGUUCUUGCAAAGCAGAAGCUUAACAAAAUUCUACAAGAACUUGGCCUACCAGAGCACAGCAUCCUCCAGUCUGAACCCACUCGCUGGAACUCCACGCUUCAUAUGAAGCAGAGAAUGGUGGAGCAGAAGAGAGCUCUGAACAUCUACGCUCGAGAGUAUGGGAAAAUUACCACUCUAUCCCCUGAUCAAUGGGACAUAGUUUCCAAUUUAAUUGAUACAUUGGAGCCUAUGGAGGAAGUCACCCUUGAGGUGAGCAAGUCAGAGGCUUCCAUCUCCUGCGUCAUUCUGAGCAUUGCUGUGCUGAAGAUGAUUCUUCAGACAGAGGGGCCAAACACAAUAGGGAUCAAAACUCUGCGAGAUUCGAUGCUGCAAAGCUUACAGAGAAGAUUCCAAAAGAUGGAGGACCCACAAUGUCUAGUCCUCGCAACACUCCUGGACCCUCGCUAUAAGGGCCAUGUCUUUUCAGAGGGCACACACACAAAGCAAAAAGGUGGAUAA